Molecule: messenger RNA, 3426 nt
Organism: Nerophis lumbriciformis (worm pipefish)
Lineage: Eukaryota; Metazoa; Chordata; Actinopteri; Syngnathiformes; Syngnathidae
Gene: piwil2
Product: piwi-like RNA-mediated gene silencing 2
Molecular function (GO): protein binding; RNA binding
Source: RefSeq, a predicted model, not a curated record
AUAGCGAUACAGGAGACUGGUAUCAUCAAUGCGUUGCCUGUUGAUUGUCCAAUAGCGAUACAGGAGACUGGUAUCAUCAUUGAGUUGAAGUUGGCGGUUGGGUGAAAUUUGGCUCCUUAAUUUCCUAAACUUCAGGAGUGUUUCUCGAGCAUCUAAACGUAACCUAUAUCUCGAGUUUACAAAAUGGAUCCAAACAGGCCACCAAUGCCAGGCCUUCCCUGGCGUGGACGCGGUAUAGAAACCGGUGUAGGACGAACCAGAGGUUUUAUCACUCCUUUUGAUAACUCACAAAGUCAAAGACUAGGUAUCACCUCUGCUGGACGGGCGAGAGGGCUGCAGCCUGAUGAUGGAGGGCUUGGUCGAGCAAGAGGGUGGCUCUCUUCUGCAACAGAACCUACAGUAGGGGCAUCAAGAAGCACAAUCCUUCCUAGUAGAGAGCCACUCUGUGCAGAAACACCCACUCAUGCAAUGAUGGAGCAAGCCCUUACACAAGAAGACCUGGCCAGAAAAGAGGUGGAUUUCCCUACACAUGGUCAAGGAUCUACGCUGGUGUCCAUGAUAAGAGGAAUUGGCUUAGAACCCUCAAUGGCCUCAUGGGGAAGAGGAACAUUACCCUUAGGAAGAGGAGCAGCUGGUGAAAAGGAAGAGCUAAAGAAGCCAAGUGCUGCAGGUGUGGCUUCCAGUGGGCAACAGAUCAGUGGCCUCAUACAAGGAGUCAUGGGCAGAGGGCGCAGCUUUCUUGGCCAAGAUUUCCCCAAAAUGAUGGUGGGGCUUGGAAGAGCAGCAAUGCCCCCUCCUGGAAUGGCACGAGGAUCUCCUUUAUUUCCUCCACCGUUACCUCUCGAUAUCGGUUCUCGUACCUCUGAACCUGCCGUAUAUGUUCACUCUCAGAUUGCUGACACAGCGUCCACUGCUGAAGAGAUACCAGACCCCAUUGUAGCAGAAAAGAAAGCAAUGGAAAUGGAGACAGUCCAUACACCGCUCAACAAGGCCGGAUCCAAAGGAAAUCCUGUAACAAUUGGCUCCAAUUACAUUUCCAUUCACUGCAAGAACAAAGCUAUCUAUCAGUACCAUGUGACAUUUACACCAAAUAUUGAAUCCAUGUCGAUGCGUUUUGGCAUGAUGAAAGAUCACCAAUCGACCAUCGGAGCUGUCAUGGCAUUUGAUGGCUCAAUACUCUACCUUCCUCUGAAACUCAAGGAUGAGGUGGUUCUCAAGAGUGUCAGACGAACUGACAAUGAGGAAAUCCAAAUAAAAAUUCAGAUGACAAAGAUUUUGCCACCCAACUCUGAUCUAUGCAUUCCUCUCUACAAUGUUGUACUCAGGAGGGUCAUGAAAAUACUUGGACUGAAGCUAGUAGGGAGGAAUCAUUAUGAUCCAGAAAGUGCUGUACUUCUUGGAAAACAUCGCCUGCAGGUGUGGCCAGGCUAUUCAACAAGUAUCAAACAAACAGAUGGAGGCCUGCAUCUGUGUGUGGAUGUGUCUCACAAAGUCUUGCGUAAUGACUCUGUGCUGAAUGUCAUGAACAUUCUAUACCAACAAAGCAAAGAGAAAUUCAGAGAUGAAUGUACCAAGGAACUCGUUGGUAGCAUCAUCAUCACCCGAUACAACAACCGCACCUAUCGCAUUGAUGCCAUCGAGUGGGACAAGUCGCCCAAAGACACCUUCACCCUGAUGAAUGGCACAAAAACUUCAUUUGUGGACUACUACAGCAAGAAUUAUGGGAUUACUAUCAAAGAGAUGGACCAACCUCUUCUCAUGCAUCAUCCAAAGGAGCGGUCUAAACCAGGCGGAAAGCAAGUCAUUACUGGAGAGAUCCUCAUAGUCCCAGAGCUUUCCUACAUGACCGGGAUUCCAGAAAAUAUGAGGAAAGAUUUCAGAGUGAUGAAGGACCUGACCAUGCACAUCAAAGUAAAUGGUGAGCAGCACACUCAAUUGAUAAAGCAACUUUUGAAGAACAUGAGCACCAACCCUGACAGUCUGAAGGAAGUCACCCAAUGGGGCUUGGAAUUUGUCUCAGAAAUUCUUCUGGUGAAAGGUAGAACUCUUCCCCUUGAAACAAUCUGUGUUCAGACUUCAUCAUUUACCACUGGCGCUGAUGGGUCUUGGUCCAGAGACGUCGUCAGGCUAGCCUCCAUCAGCUCUAUACCGCUGAAAAUGUGGGCCAUCUUCUACCCUCGUCGCUGUGCAGAACAGGCUGAAGAGUUGAUUUUGACCUUCAACAAGGUGGGUGGACCUCUUGGGGUGCGAGUGGAUCGUCCAAUGUGUGUGGAGCUGAGGGAUGAUCGUACAGAAACCUACGUCAAAAGCAUCCACUCCCAGCUCAGUAGUGAGCCUAAUUUGCAGCUUGUAGUGUGCAUCCUGGUAGGGAACAGAACUGAUCUCUACAGUGCCAUCAAGAAGCUUUGCUGUGUUCAAAAUCCCAUACCAUCACAGGCCAUCAAUAUCCGGACAAUUUCCCAACAACAGAAGUUGAGAAGUGUCGCUCAAAAGAUUCUCCUGCAGAUAAACAGCAAAUUAGGAGGAGAACUUUGGACUGUUAAUGUCCCCUUGAAAAACUUGAUGGUGGUGGGAGUUGACGUCCAUCAUGACACCGGCAAGGCUCACCAAUCAGUCAUGGGAUUUGUUGCAAGCAUCAACAGUGCACUGACUCGAUGGUACUCCAGAGUAACUUUUCAGGCACCCAAUGAUGAACUCAUCAAUGGCUUCACUGUUUGCUUAUUGGCUGCACUGCACAAGUACCAUGAGGUGAACCACAACCUGCCGGAAAGGAUUGUAGUGUAUCGGGAUGGCGUGUCUGAUGGACAGCUCAAGAUGGUUGAGCAAUUUGAAAUCCCACAGCUAAUCAAAUGCUUUGAGAGAUUCCCCAGCUACGAACCAAAGCUUGUCUUCAUUGUCGUUCAAAAGCGAAUCAACACUACCCUAUUUUCAUGGGUUGAUAACACCUUUGGCAUACCUUCGCCUGGAACUGUUUUGGAUCACACGCUCACUCGGAAGGAAUGGGUUGACUUCUAUCUGAUGGCGCAUCAUACUCGUCAUGGUUGUGGAUUGCCUACGCACUACAUUAUUCUGUGCAACACUGCAAACCUCAUGCCAGACCAUUUGCAAAGGCUGACCUUCAAGAUGUGCCAUUUGUACUGGAACUGGCCGGGCACUAUCCGUGUUCCAGCACCGUGCAAAUACGCACACAGACUGGCCUACCUCUCAGGCCAGUACCUCCAUUCUGAACCAGCCAUCCAGCUGGCUGACAAGCUAUUUUUUCUUUAACUAUGUAUAGUAAGCUCAAUUUAAAAAUGUUGUAAGAAACCAAUCUAUGUCUAUUGUUGACUGUUGAAUACUAAACCAAAUACUAUCGUGUUCUGUUGUUCUGGUUAUACUAUGUCUAGUAAGCUCAAUUUAAAAAUGUUGAAAGAAACCAUUCUGUGU